Molecule: messenger RNA, 3848 nt
Organism: Saimiri boliviensis boliviensis (Bolivian squirrel monkey)
Lineage: Eukaryota; Metazoa; Chordata; Mammalia; Primates; Cebidae
Gene: F13A1
Product: coagulation factor XIII A chain
Biological process (GO): peptide cross-linking; blood coagulation, fibrin clot formation
Molecular function (GO): protein-glutamine gamma-glutamyltransferase activity
Source: RefSeq, a predicted model, not a curated record
GUCCUUUUGAGGAAGUCCCCGGGGCGUACAGAGCAAGCCCACGCGAGGGCACCUCUGGAGGGGAGGUAAGCCGCAGGACCUUGUAAAGCCAAGAAUGUCAGAAACCUCCAGGAUCUCCUCCUUUGGAGGCAGGAGAGCAGUGCCACCCAACAACUCCAAUGCAGAGGAGGAUGACCUGCCCACAGAGGAGAUUCACAGCCUGGUGCCCCGGGGCGUCAACAUGGAAGACUUUCUUAAUGUCAGGAACGUCCACCUGUUCAAGGAGAGAUGGGACAGCAACAAGGUGGAUCACCACACUGACAAGUAUGACAACAACAAGCUGAUCGUCCGCAGAGGGCAGCCUUUCUACAUGCAGAUCGACUUCAAUCGUCCAUACGACCCCAGACGGGAUCUCUUCAGGGUGGAAUACGUCAUUGGUCGAUACCCGCAGGAGAACAAGGGAACCUACAUCCCAGUGCCUAUAGUCUCAGAGUUUCAAAGUGGAAAGUGGGGGGCCAAGGUUGUCAUGAGAGAGGACAGUUCUGUGCGGCUGUCCGUCCAGUCUUCCCCCGAAUGUAUCGUGGGGAAAUUCCGCAUGUAUGUUGCUGUCUGGACCCCCUAUGGCAUACUUCGAACCCGUCGAAACCCAGAAACAGACACGUACAUUCUCUUCAAUCCUUGGUGUGAAGAUGAUGCUGUGUAUCUGGAUGAUGAGAAAGAAAGAGAAGAAUAUGUCCUGAAUGACAUCGGGGUAAUUUUUUAUGGAGAGGUCAAUGACAUCAAGACUAGGAGCUGGAGCUAUGGUCAGUUUGAAGACAGCAUCCUGGACAUUUGCCUGUACGUGAUGGACAAAGCACAAAUGGACCUCUCUGGAAGGGGAAAUCCCAUCAAAGUCAGCCGUGUGGGGUCUGCAAUGGUGAAUGCCAAAGAUGACGAAGGUGUCGUUGUUGGAUCCUGGGACAAUGUCUAUGCCUAUGGCGUUCCCCCAUCAGCGUGGACUGGAAGUGUUGACAUUCUACUGGAAUACCGGAGCUCUGAGAAUCCAGUCCGAUAUGGCCAAUGCUGGGUUUUUGCUGGUGUCUUUAACACAUUUUUACGAUGUCUUGGAAUACCAGCAAGAGUUAUUACCAAUUAUUUCUCGGCCCACGAUAAUGAUGCCAAUUUGCAAAUGGACAUCUUCCUGGAAGAAGAUGGGAACGUAAAUUCCACACUCACCAAGGAUUCCGUGUGGAACUACCAUUGCUGGAAUGAAGCAUGGAUGACAAGGCCUGACCUUCCUGUUGGAUUUGGAGGCUGGCAAGCUGUGGACAGCACCCCCCAGGAAAAUAGCGAUGGCAUGUUUCGGUGUGGCCCCGCCUCCGUUCAAGCUAUCAAGCACGGCCACGUCUGCUUCCAAUUUGACGCACCCUUUGUUUUUGCAGAGGUCAACAGCGACCUCAUUUACAUUACAGCUAAGAAAGAUGGCACUCAUGUGGUAGAAGCUGUGGAUCCCACCCACAUUGGGAAAUUAAUUGUGACAAAACAAAUUGGAGGAGAUGGCAUGAAGGAUAUUACUGAUACUUACAAAUUCCAAGAAGGUCAAAAAGAAGAGAGACUGGCCCUAGAAACUGCCCUAAUGUACGGAGUUAGAAAGCCCUUCAACACAGAAGGUGUCAUCAAAUCGAGGUCCAAUGUUGACAUGGACUUUGAAGUGGAAAAUGCUGUGCUGGGACAAGACUUGAAGCUUACCAUCACCUUCCAGAACAAAAGCCACAGACGUUACUCCACCACAGCUUAUCUCUCAGCCAACAUUAUCUUCUACACCGGGGUCUCGAAGGCAGAAUUCAAGAAGGAGACGUUCAGCGUGAUGCUGGAGCCCUUGUCCUUCAAGAAAGAGGAGGUGCUGAUCCGAGCUGGCGAGUACAUGGGUCAGCUGCUGGAACAGGCGUCCCUGCACUUCUUUGUCACAGCUCGAGUCAAUGAGACCAGAGAUGUUCUGGUCAAGCAGAAGUCCGUCGUGCUAAUAAUCCCUGAGGUCGUCAUCAAGGUCCGUGGCGCUCAGGUAGUUGGUUCUGACAUGAUUGUGACAGUUGAGUUUACUAAUCCUUUAAAAACAACCCUGCAAAACGUCUGGAUACACCUGGAUGGUCCUGGAAUAACAAGACCAGUGAGGAAGAUGUUCCGUGAAAUCCUGCCCAACUCCACCGUGCAGUGGGAAGAAGUGUGCCGGCCCUGGGUCUCUGGGCCUCGGAAGCUGAUAGCCAGCAUGAGCAGUGAUUCCCUGAGACAUGUGUAUGGCGAGCUGGACGUGCAGAUUCAAAGACAACCUUCCAUGUGAAUGCACAGGACGCUGAGAUGAACCCAGGAAAUUUGGUCUCUUGUAGUCUUUGCUAAGGAAAUUCAAAUGCAAAAAUAGUCAGCUCUUGCUUUGGCUUAGGUGUGAAGACCCAGACAGGAAUGGAAGGGCCCCGGAGUGGGGAUCUCAUGUAUUUCAAAGACAUACUUUUCAAAACCCAGGCUAUUUGGCAUGGCAGUUAGUUUUUAAUCACUCCACCUUCCAAAGAAUGCUGAGCAUUACCUUUAAUUAAGCUCGAAAUUAAGCUCUCAUAGCUCAUAAGAGUAACAGUCAUCAUUUAUCAUCACAAAUGGCUACAGAUCCAAAUAUCAGCAGACUCUCUUACCAGGGAGAUUUGCUCAAUACCUGGCCUCAUUUAAAACAAGACUUCAGAUUCCCCACUCAGCCUUUUAGGAAUAAUAGCACAUGAUUUGGGCUCUGGAAUUCUAUUCCCCUUUCUUGGAGUCAGGUUCUACCCUCCAUGUCAGAAUAUUUUUCCUAGGACUGGAGCACAACAUAAUUUUUAUUUUUGGCAAAGCCAGGAAAAGGUCUUUCAUCUUGCACCUGCGGCCAAGCAAACGCCUGCCAAAUUUCACAGAUUUACCUUGUGAGAAGAUGUGGCCCCAUAUUAACAAAUUGCAUUUGUGAGAAACUUAAUCAUCUACAAGGAGAUAGGAAAGCAGGUGAAAUGCUCAGGUCUAUUGAAUAAUGUAGUUUUAUGGUGCAUUUUAUAGAAGGUGUCACGCUGUGGCCUGAUCAGCAGGAACCAAUAUCCCUUACUUUAAUCCUUUCUGGGGUGCAAUUCUAGGAAGUAAAGUGAGGAAUUUAUCUCUUUAGUUAGUGAUUAUAUUUCACCUAUCUCUCAGGAAUCAUCUUUGCAGAAUGACACAGCUUCAGGUUCCUUUUCAGAGAUAUAAUAAGCCCAACAAGUUGGAGAAGCUGGCGGUUCUAAUGGCCAGAUGUGUAGAAGGACAGCAGCCACCGAUUAUCUCUUGUCCUUCACACCACCCAUGUUGAGACCUCAGCUUGGCACUCAGGUGCUGAAGGGUAACAUGGACUCAGCCUUGCAAAUAGCCAGUGCUAGUUCUGACCCAACCACAGAGGAUGCUGACAUCAUUUGUAUUAUGCUCCAAGGCUACUAUAGACAAGGCUACAUGCUAUUUAUUUGCAAAGCUGAUUUAUGGUCAGAAUUUCCCACUGACAUAUCUAGAGUGUGAGUUAGGUCAGCAGGCUGUGAUUCUUAGCAAAAAAAUGAACAGUGGUAAGACACUGGGAGCAAAAUCAGAAUAGAAUGCUCUGGUCUAUAUAACCACAUUUCCAAGCCUUUGAGACUGUUUCUGAGCCUGCAGCACUAACCUAUGAGGGUGAGCUGGUCUCCUCUAUAGAUACAUCAUACUUAACUUUACUAAGUAAUCUCACAGCAUUUGCCAAGUCUCCCAAUACCCAAUUUUAAAAUGAAAUACAUUUUGCUAGAUAAACUGGCUUAACUUAGUAUACUAUUACUAAUUAGAAUGUCAUAGAAGCUUAAAAUAAAGUUAAUCUGAUUAGAUUUGCA